Messenger RNA from Cucurbita pepo subsp. pepo (vegetable marrow), 1203 nucleotides. The record is from RefSeq and is a predicted model, not a curated record. Lineage: Eukaryota; Viridiplantae; Streptophyta; Magnoliopsida; Cucurbitales; Cucurbitaceae.
GAUUGGUGGAAGAAGGUGUUGAAGUGGGACCCACGCUCAUCUGCGGCCAUUGACUGUUACUUCCGGAGAAGGGAGAAGCCGCGAAAGCUACAGGCUGUGGGGGUCUGGGUCUACGAGGCGUUCCAAUGAAGCCCCCCAUUUCUUUCCGUCCCACGAAUUCUUAACCCCUUCCCUGAAACAUCCUAAUCCCGUUCCACCUCAAACCAUCCUCCACACCAUCCCCGAAGUCAAAUCGGACGCAGUUGCAGGUAUAAUUGAUCUGUUCCUUACUUCUUACCCGCAGAUUUCAGUGGCAGUAUGAGGCCGGGAACUCUGAGCGUUGGAGAAUGUUCGAGUUCUACUUCAUUGAGCUCUCAUCAAGACAUUGACGAUGAUCGCAUGAUUGCUGUUGCAUUAACGGAAGAGUACGCUAAGCUAGACGGUGGUGUUGCCAGACGCCUCUCCAACCUUGCCCCUAUUGCUCAUACUCCAAGGGUAAAUUUGUACAUCCCCACCCAAAGUGAUGCGAGUUUGGAGUAUCAUAGGCUUCUUCAGAGGCUAAAUGUCUAUGGUUUGCAUGAAGUGAAGGUCUCUGGAGAUGGAAAUUGUCAGUUUCGAGCACUUUCAGAUCAGCUGUACAAAUCACCUGAGUAUCACAAGCACGUGCGGAAAGACAUUGUAAAGCAGCUAAAGGACUACCGUUCUCAAUAUGAAGGUUACGUUCCAAUGAAGUUCAGUCGUUAUUACAAGAAAAUGGCGAAAUCUGGUGAAUGGGGGGACCAUGUUACCCUUCAAGCAGCAGCUGAUAAGUUUGCUGCAAAGAUUUGCCUCCUUACGUCAUUUAGAGAUACUUGUUUCAUUGAAAUUGUUCCACAAUCACAGACUCCUAAGCGUGAGCUCUGGUUAAGUUUCUGGUCUGAGGUUCACUACAAUUCACUUUACGAAAUUCAAGAUGUUCCAGUUCAACAAAAACCAGGAAAAAAACAUUGGUUGUUCUAGUUAAACAGAUUGAUGUGAGUAUAGAUAGCAUCCUAGAUAUGUGAGUACUACACUACAAAGUUCUUGUGUUUUUUUUUUUUUUGGAAAAAAAGAACGGAAAACCAUAUGAUUGAUCUUUAUAUAUAUAGUUUUAUGUAAAUAGUUCGUCAUACACAUACAUUGCCUUGUAUUAGUGCACUAUAGAUCCAAUGAACUCUAUGAUAGAAUUAUAGUCACAUUAUGAAC